AUGUGUCUGGUUCACGAGCUCAUCCCGACGGCGACCAAGCAUGAACAUCCGGAGCCGCCUCUGGGCAACUUGUCAGGCACCUACGUCUGCCCGAGCCCUGUCAUGGCGUUGAGGCCACAAAUCGGUGUCGUGUUUCCUCUCGCCUUGUCACUCCGGCGUUCGGUGCCAACUAAAGCCGGGCGAAAGCCUGGUGUUCGUGUAAAUGCGACCGGCGACCGUGCCGAGAAGGAAGCCCAUCGGGGCCGGAAUGUUGCCGUGGCUCUUGGGCACAAAUUCCGCGACUUUAAUUAUCAAGGACCGACAUGA
Molecule: messenger RNA, 306 nt
Organism: Akanthomyces muscarius
Lineage: Eukaryota; Fungi; Ascomycota; Sordariomycetes; Hypocreales; Cordycipitaceae
Exons: 2
Coding region: 1-306 (101 amino acids)
Source: RefSeq, a predicted model, not a curated record